This is a messenger RNA of Ornithorhynchus anatinus (platypus), 1629 nucleotides long. It is a transcript of the gene CX5H6orf47, whose product is annotated as chromosome X5 C6orf47 homolog. The transcript has a single exon. The record is from RefSeq and is a predicted model, not a curated record. Bases 552 to 1277 code for a protein of 241 amino acids. NCBI's taxonomy places the organism in Eukaryota, Metazoa, Chordata, Mammalia, Monotremata, Ornithorhynchidae.
UCUCGGCGGCCCCUGCCCGGACCCCCCGAGGAGGCCCAGACGCUCGCGGGCGCCCAGCGGGGGCCCCGCUCCGCGCCCCCGGCCCCGCUCUGCGGGGGUCGGGCCCCCCCUGAGCUCGGGGGGAGCCCCGGGCCCCGCCUCGCCGGGCGGGUUGACCUCGGGAUUCCCCGCCGGCUCCGGGGCCCGCAGCCGCCCCGUCCCGGCCGCAUCCCCGGGGGCGCGGGGGUCCGGCCGGGGGACACAUCCGGAGGGGCGCCCCCGGCCCCCCGGCGCCGUCGGAGGGGGCGGAGGACAGUCUGGGGAGCCGCCACGCCGACCCUCGGAGCUGCUGACCGGGACCCCGCCGACCAGGUGGCCCGGGACCCCCCGCCUCCGGAGGCGGCCACCUCCGUCCACACCCUGACGCCCCCCGCGACCGGAGAGAAGGUCCCGGAGUUUGGAGGUCACCGGCCCUCGCCUCCUGCCCUCCCCCAGCUGAAGAAUCGGGCUUCUCGGGAACGUUGGGAUUUGGAGGGGCCCGUCCCUCCGCCCCUCCGCCCGGGGCCGCCCCCAUGUUCCUGCGGCGUUUGGCCGGCUGGCUGCCCCGGCCCUGGGGCCGCCAGAAAGCGGGGGACCCCCCCGGGCCCGCCCCCGGCCCCGGGCCCGACCUCCCGAGGCCCGAGAGCUCCCCGGAGAAUUCCGGGAGCGAGUGGGACAGCGCCCCGGAGACGGCGGGCGACGGGGAGGACCCCGGGCCCCCCGGGCCUCCCCGGGCCCGCGACGGGUUGGGGGUCCCCCCCGUGCAGCCGGGCCGCCGGCAGAGGCUGCUGGGCUGGAUCCGGAGCCGCCGGGCCGGGGAGCUGGGGGGCGGCCCCCAGUUCUCGGGGAGCCUGAGCCCCGCCGAGCGGCUCCGCAUCUGCCCCAACCUGACCCGCCACCUCCUGGACCUGCUGCUGUCGGCCCUGCUGGCCCUCAGCUCGCCGCCCCUGCGGGUGCUGCUGGAGGCCCUGGGCUUCCGCGGGCCCGCCGGCCUCUGGCUGCACGGCCUGCUCUCCUUCGUGUUGGCCCUGCACGCCCUCCACGCCCUGCUGGCCCUGCUCACCGCCUACCCCGUCCACUUCGCCUGCCUCUUCGGCCUCCUGCAGGGCCUGGUCCUGGCCGUCAGCCUCAGGGAGGAGGAGGAGGAGGAGGAGGAGGCCGCCUCCGCUCCGAGGGAGGCCGGGGAUGGGAGCCGAGAGGCCUGGCCCGAUGGAGAGGAUGAAGAAGAGGAGGACGUGGAGGGGACCCCAGCCCUCUGACCAGAGACCCGGAGAGGCCCGGGAGCUGCCGGGGAGGCUGGAGAUCAGAGACCCCGGAGGGGGAUCGGGGGAGUGGACGCCAUGGUCCCAGCCCGAGGAGGGGACCGACGGAGACCCCAGCAGAGGCAUGGAGACCCCGGGGGGCGGGGACGAGAGGGCCCUGCCCCGGAGUUCACCAGCUGCCGUUUCACCUUUGCUUUUCUUUUUCCUCUUUUUUAAAACCAAAAAAGUGCCCCGUGAGAGGGGUGUCGGGAUGGGGAUGGGCCUGGGGGAGGCUCUCCCCUCGGGUCAGCACCAGCCACGUUCCCCGUCUCCCUCCCCGAGGAACCACUAUAAAGGGAACUUGCCACCU